CUCAAAGACUGGUCCUCGGAAUCAAAGAUGACCAGCUCUGGCAGGGAGGAUGGGAGGAGAUGAGCCCAGACCCCUGGCUCCCCAACUUUAGUCUAUUGGCUGGGGGGACCUGACCCAAGAGCUGGAAGCAGAAAGCACAGGAAACCUGGAAGCCUGGAAUGCUAGCCUGGGCCUGGGUCCUGCAGAAGGUUUGGGGAUCAAGGCUCUUAGCCAGAGGGCCUGGCCCGAGGCUGCCCCAGGGAGCGAGGCAUGUGAGGUCUGCUGAGGGCAUGGCAGGUAGAACCCUGGCCCUGUGUGAGGUGAGGCUUGGUUGCCUGGUGACUGUCCCGGGCCAGCCACCUGCUGUCAAAAGGACUCUGUUUGCUGUGCUCUCCCCUCAGCUGCACUCACCCUGGUACCUCUCCUCUUGCCACCAUGUCGCGGCGACUCAACAUAGAUUCUGUGCAGCAGAACUUCUGGAAGGAGGAACUUAUGAGGGAGCAGAAGUUGCGGUGUGAAUGGCACCUCAAGUAUGGGUCGAUGGUGAAGGCCAAGCAGAAGGCUAUGGCUGCAAACCGUCUACCCCUCAAACUGCCCACCCUGUACCCCAAAGCCCCACUCUCACCCCCACCUGCCCCCAAAGCAGUCCCUUCCAGAGUCCCCUGCCCUGCCCUGGAGGCUCCCCAGCAGUCAGAAAUGUACCCAGUGCUGCCUGCCACUCGGGCCCUGCUGUAUGAAGGCGUCUCCCACGACUCCCAGGGCCGCUGGUGCUAUCUCAGCGCCCGAAAACUGGACGUGCCAGAGAAGCGCUACCUCUUCCCCAUCACCACCAACUUCACAUACGGCUGGCAGCUGGGCCCCACACUGAAGCAAGAAAUGGCCUCCACCAAGAUGUGCCGCGUUGACUCGUUCUUCCGCAAGAACGGGGCCUUCUCCUCGCUGGACCCCCGGGACCUGGUCCUCUGACCUGGGCCAGGCAGUGUGCUUGGCGCUGGA
Myotis myotis is the source of this 975-nucleotide messenger RNA. RefSeq names its product ATP6V1F neighbor (gene SPMIP1). The record is from RefSeq and is a predicted model, not a curated record. The transcript has 2 exons. Bases 415 to 945 code for a protein of 176 amino acids. Lineage: Eukaryota; Metazoa; Chordata; Mammalia; Chiroptera; Vespertilionidae.